Molecule: messenger RNA, 366 nt
Organism: Orycteropus afer afer
Lineage: Eukaryota; Metazoa; Chordata; Mammalia; Tubulidentata; Orycteropodidae
Source: RefSeq, a predicted model, not a curated record
AUGGUAUCAGAUGUAAAAGAAGUUCCUGAGGCCUUGCUCUUCUCGGUCCUCAAGGAAACCCAUGCCAGGAUCACCUACAUCCAGGUGGUGAUGGUGUUACAGGAACUCAAAACCAUGGGCAACACUAGCUGUUCCACCUGCUGCCCAGUACCCUGUGUGGCUCUGCUGUGCCAGUCUGUGUACGGUGAGGCUGCCUCUUGCCACCCAGCCUGUGGAACCACCAGCUGCUGCCCCUCCUGCUGCAUGCCCUGCCCCUGCCAGUCAGCCUGCUGUGUGCCUGUAAGCUGCCAGUCUGGUGUGUGCCUGUGCCCCUGCCCCAUCCUUAUCUGCCCACCUGUCACCUGUACCAGUCUUGGGUGCUGCUGA